UAUAUAAUAUACAAUUUGACCCACAUAUUCGUCAUAUAUAUUGUAUAAAGUCCAUUGAAAGUUGCAAACCAUAAUAUUAGGUUAAAAGCCCCGAGGUCCGCAUGUUCGAUUAAUGGGGCCUUGAAAACCUAUGGUCUGAUUUCGUUUUUAGAAUGGGGCUGCCACACUAUAAAUGCAGUAUUUAUGCAAAGUUCUGCAUCGAUAUCUUCACUAGUGCUUACUUUAUAUAUUGUACAGUAAACGAUUCAGAUCGUCUUCAAAGUUCUGGUAUGUAGGAAGAAGGCGUGGUUGUGAAGCGAUGUGGCCUAUUUUCACAACAUAUCAUUUGGAUGUAAGUAAACAAUUACAAACCAAGUUUCAUUGAAAUCGGUCGAGUAGUUCCUGAGAUAUGAUUUUUGACCCAUAAGUGGGCGACGCCACGCCCAUUUUCCAUAUUGUAAACAAAAUCUGAGUGUAGCUUCUAUCCGCCAUUUCUUAUGUGAAAUUUAGUGUUUCUGACGUUUUUCGUUAGUGAGUUAACCCACUUUUAGUAAUUUUCAACCGAACUUUUGUAUGGGAGGUGGGCGUGGUUAUUAUCCGAUUUCUGUCAUUUUUGGACUGUAUACGGAAAUGGCUAAAAAAACGACUGCAAAAAGUUUGGUUUAUAUAGCUCUAUUGGUUUGCGAGAUAUAUACAAAAAACUUAUUUGGGGGCGGGGCCUCGCCCACUUCCCCAAAAAAAUGACAUCCAAAUAUGCCCCUUCAUAGUGCGAACCUUCAUACCAAAUUUUAUUUCCAUAGCUUUAUUUAUGGCUUAGUUAUGGCACUUUAUGUGUUUUCGGUUUUCGCCAUUUUGUGGGCGUGGCAGUGAUCCGAUUUUGCUCAUUUCAUGGUGCCAAGAAAUAAGUGUGUGAUAUCUUAAUUUUUACUCAAGUUACAGCUUGCACAGACGGACGGACGGACGGACAGACAGACAUUCGGAUUUGAACUCCACUCUUCACCCUGAUCACUUUGGUAUAUAUAACCCUAUAUCUAACUCGUUUAGUUUUGGGUGUUACAAACAACCGUUAUGUGAACAAAACUAUAAUACUCUCUUUAGCAACUUUUGUUGCGAGAGUAUAAAAAGAUAUGAGUCAACUCGUGACUAAAUAGCGCCACAUAUUAUGUUCAAUUCCAUCCAAAAUUUAAUUAUUUGUGUUGUAACCUGUACUACGGUUCAAGAAACAUUGUUCCACCUAAUACGAAAUAACAUCCCCGAUUUUCAACAAAUACUGUCAAACAUCAUCAUCAUCAGAAAAGUAAUGCUACGAUAUGCCAUUGAUAUAUCGUCGGCUUAACGUGCAAAGGUGCUAAGUCCACUUAUGGUCAAAAUUGAUAUUUUGAAGAGAUUCGAUAGAUAAAUAUAAAAGUGGUGUGCAAAAGUGCCAAGUCCGCAACUGUCAAAUCGCGCGGGCUAAGUCCACAAGACAAUGUGAUUGCUACCUAAAGUGUGCUUUGUCUUUUUUGCUAGGUAACACGGCAUAGCUGCUGUGUUAUUCGACACUUCGCUUAGAUGUUUUUUUGUGAUACUUGGGGUUGACGAAGCGGCAAUCGUGAUCCCGAACGACUAGAAAAAUUGGUUAGAAAAAAAGUAUAUAAGCGCGACGAACAAGCUUAAGAUUUACGAUGAAUUUCAAUUCAAUGGAUAGUGAUAAAAGCAGUAACGAGCAUAUGGCAAUGACGCAGAUGAUGGAGUUUUAGGACUGGUGUCUUAUGGCUUUAAUAGCGAUUCGGAUGAAUCACUUGACCUUCCUUCUAAGUCACAAACGCGCAAAAGAAGAGGAAAAAUGGUUAAUCCAGCUUGGUUCGCAGCAAAAAAUAAAAAACAGAGAGAAAAUGGGAAACUUUUUCUGGGGAAAAAGAAAGAGAAUGGCCUGUGGAAUCAUCGAAGAGUUAGAAAUGCAAUAGUCAUUGGAGAGCGAUGUAGCUGUAAAAAAGCCACUAGUUCUGCUGCUCUCCACUGUGCAAAAAUUACUAAAGACCAAAGACAAGCAUUGUUUAAACAAUUCUGGCAAAUGGACUGGAAAGAGAAAAAGAUUUAUGUAAAUACAUUGAUUCAAGUAACAACUCCUGCAAGAAUGCGAAAUCGCAAAGAUAAACACAAGAGCAGAAGGAGUCGAACAUUUCAAUACCAUGUAAGAGUCGAGCAAAAAAGUGUCAAAGUUUGCAGAAAAUUCUUCUUGAACACUCUUAGCAUUGGCAGACGUACGGUGCUAAAUUGGGUUAAGCAGCCUACGAUUUCAAGAAACACUACACAGAACGCACCACAACAAAAUUGUAGCAUUGCACGUGAAUCUCUAAAUUCGUUUUUCAAUUCUCUGCCAACCAUGGAAUCACAUUACUGCCGUGCAACAACUCAAAAAAAAUAUCUUUUGCCAGAAUGGUCGUCAAAAAAACAGCUCUUCGAAUUUUACGUAGAGGAUUGGUGUAAUGCACAUGGAAAACCCCCACUCUCUAUUUCAGCAUUUUGUAACGCCUUUGCAGAUCAAAAGCUUGGUCUAUUCUUCCCUAAAAAAGAUCAGUGUGAAAUUUGUGCGCGACAUACUGUGGGAGAUAUUUUGGAUGACAUCUACAAUCUUCACCAGGCACAAAAACAUGAAGCUAGGGAAGAGAAACAAAAGGACAAAAUCGAAGAAACCUUCGUGUUUACUAUUGAUCUGCAAGCGGUCUUAAUGGCACCAAAAUCCCAAGUAAGCAGCCUUUAUUACCGCACGAAGUUGCAAGUCCACAAUUUGGUGUUUUACAAUUUGAUAAAUCAUGAUGCUUAUUGCUUCAUAUGGAACGAAGUAGAAUGUGGAUUAUCUGCCGAAGAAUUUGCUAGCAUUUGGGUGUACUUCAUCGAUAAUAAAAUAAUUACAAAUCUUACCGAGAAUGCAGCUGCUACGAAAAUUAUUAUUUAUAGUGAUGGAUGUACGUACCAGAAUAGGAAUGUUUCUAUAAGUAAGGCUUUGCUCAAUACAUCUAUUAAACAUGGCGUAAUAAUUGAGCAAAAAAUACUAGAAACGGGGCACACCCAAAUGGAAGCUGACAGCGUACAUUCAGUUAUCGGGCGUGUUAUUAAACACCGAAUUGUUAAUGUACCAGCAGAGUAUAUUCAAAUAUGUCAGAAUGCUCGAAAGAAACCUACACCUUAUAUGGUAGAGUAUUUGGAUCAUACUUUUUUCAAAUGUUUCAAGGGUAUACAAUUUUUAAAAACAAUUCGUCCUGGUCGCGGAAAGGGUGAAUCAAAAGUCACCGAUAUUCGUGCGAUUAAAUACACACCGGAAAGGGAAAUAUUUUAUAAAUUGCGUUUUCCCGAGCCAUGGAGCUAUUUACAACAAAGAGUGGACAGAAGUGUUGUGCCAACGGAUUCGUCAAAUUUUCCACAGCUUCACCAAGAAAGAAGAAAAUUAACAGCAAGAAAAUACGCAGAUUUGCAAUAUUUAAAAACUUCUUUGCCAAGAGACUACCAUCAAUAUUAUGACGACCUGCCACAUGAGUGAUAUCUUCUUAUAUUUUAAUAUAUUUUUUUGUUUUGCUUAAUUUCCAAACAGCAAUGAAUUAAGGCUGAACUGAAAUAUUAACUUUUUGUGAUACCUUAAAGUUUAAGGCUUAAACAAAGAUUUUCCAUUUAAGUACUUAUGUAUUCCUUUAAACGACAGCAACGAAGUAAGACUGUAUAAUAUUUUUUUGUGAUAAUAAAAUACGCCAUUUGCAAAAAAAACUGCAAUAUUUCUUUUUCGAAAAUGUGGUAAGUCCAAUACAUCCAAGUGCAAAUAACUCCAGAAAAGGUCUAUAUAAAGGCGCUCAUUAAAUUUUUUUAUUAUAUUUUGUUUUUGUACUUAAAUGAAAUAUCACAGUUGACAAAACUGCGUUAGAAAAAUAAAAAAAAAAUUUGAACUUCAAUUUUUAUUCAGUUUUUUUUGUUUUAUUUAAUAAUUCAAAAAUGGCACUUAGCACCUUUGCACGUUAAGCCGACGAU
Molecule: messenger RNA, 3978 nt
Organism: Zeugodacus cucurbitae (melon fly)
Lineage: Eukaryota; Metazoa; Arthropoda; Insecta; Diptera; Tephritidae
Exons: 2
Coding region: 1805-3499 (564 amino acids)
Source: RefSeq, a predicted model, not a curated record